Molecule: messenger RNA, 1464 nt
Organism: Aspergillus udagawae
Lineage: Eukaryota; Fungi; Ascomycota; Eurotiomycetes; Eurotiales; Aspergillaceae
Product: putative MFS alpha-glucoside transporter
Exons: 7
Coding region: 1-1464 (487 amino acids)
Biological process (GO): carbohydrate transport; transmembrane transport
Cellular component (GO): membrane
Molecular function (GO): carbohydrate:proton symporter activity
Source: RefSeq, a predicted model, not a curated record
AUGGCGAAUACUGCCGACGCCCGGAUUGACGGGGUUGACUACUCCAACAUCGACUCGAGUCAAAGAUGGCGGAUGCUCAAGUCGCAGAAGCGAUUCUUCUUUUGGUGCCUCUGGGUAUCCAGCGGGGUCAUCAUGCAAGGCUUCGAUAUAGUCGCAGGAGGCCAACUGGCUGCUCUCCCGGAAUUCCAAAAACAAUUCGGACGUCUGCAGCCGGACGGUUCGCAUAUUAUCCCUGCUCACUAUCUGUCUGCGUGGAAUUCCAUUGCUCCCGCCUGCGAGAUCGCGUCGACUUUUAUCUAUGCACCAUUACUGGAGAAGUAUGGCCGUAAGCCCGGCAUCUUAGUUGCCUCUGCGAUCUCUGUCGCAGGGGUUCUCCUACAGCAGCUGGCGACGGACUGGAGGGUUCAUCUGGCUGGUCGAGGGGUUAACGUGCCGCAGUGUCUAGAGGAAGCAGCUACCUUGAUGGCAAAUGUAGCUCACAUCCCAGCUAUUCUCGCAUCUGGCUGGCUAUUCUUCCCCGAGUCUCCAUACUGGCUGGUUAGACAAGGAAAGACCACGCAAGCCCAAGAUUCCCUCCGGCGAGUCUACGGGUUCAAAGACGACGCCUUCUACAAUGUAGAAGUCCGUCGCAUGGAAACAGAGAAUAAUCAAGCCCUCGCCAUCCGGAGCACUUUCGCGCAGUCCAGCCGCCGCACGUUCCUCGGCCUCGACCUCUCCGCCGAAGCCGAGUGCUUCGACCGCAUGAACCGCAAGCGCACCCUAACCGCCAUCUUCGCCGCCAGCGGCCAGCAAAUGAUAGGCGCGACUUUCGUCAUUGGGUACGCGACCUACUUCCUCGACCUCAUCGGGGUGAAGGACUACUUCGAUGCGUCGAUCGUCCUCUACGUUGUAAUGCUACUAGCCAGUAUGGCCGCCUUCCCACUGACCGAAAUCAUCGGCCGACGGACCAUGAUCGUAAUCCCGCAGUUCGUGCUAUGCUGCAUGCUCCUGCUGAUCGGGAUCUUGGGGUGCGUUCACGAUCAUGGAAAGGCAAGUUGGGGGAUUAUCGUCUUCAUCUAUAUUUGGGCGAUUAUAUACCAGCUGUCUAUUGGUGCCGUUGGGUUUGUGCUGGCGUCGGAAAUUGCCACCGUUCGGUUACGGAGCACGACACAGGGUCUUGUGACGAUCACUAAUGCGGCUUGGGGGCUUAUUAUGCAGUUCACGAUUCCGUAUAUGAUCAACCCUGACGCCGGCAAUCUCGGUGGCAAGGUUGGAUUCAUCUUCCUUGGAACAGGCCUUAUCGCAGCCAUCGGCGGAUGGUAUUUGUAUCCGGAGACUAAGGGCAUAUCGUUUGAAGCCAUGGACGAACUCUACGCGAGCGGAACAGCGCCUCGACACUUUUCCGCAGUGAGCGAGCAGCAGAGAGGCAUCCCUUUGGAGUCCAAGACUGAGCCUCCGGUUCAUAUGGAGGAUGUGAGUGUUUAA